Molecule: messenger RNA, 8873 nt
Organism: Caenorhabditis elegans
Lineage: Eukaryota; Metazoa; Nematoda; Chromadorea; Rhabditida; Rhabditidae
Gene: fig-1
Product: C6 domain-containing protein
Exons: 21
Coding region: 70-8766 (2898 amino acids)
Source: RefSeq, marked reviewed
AGAACUCUACACACAUAAUCACUGUUUUUCUACUUGAGUUUCAAAAUUUCCAGUUCUUAUGGAGUGUCUAUGAAUUGUAAAAGAUCAAUGGAAAAUCCUUCAUGUACAGCUUGGAAACGGAAAAAUCGGCGUCCGACAGUUUAUCAAGGCACAUCGAUUAUUCUAUCACAGCUGUUUUUUCUCUUACUAUUUAGUAGUUAUUUUCCAACGACAGAAGAAUUUUGUAUUAUCUGCCCAUGUACCUCUGCGAUAUGGGGUGAUUGGGGUGCAUGGAGUACAUGUCCCACCGUAACGGUAAUCGAUCCAACAGUUGUAUCAGUGAGAAAACGGGAUUGCUCGAAGUCGCCAUUAUUCUGCUCAGGUGGACAAGAUACGUGCGAAGGUGAAAUGUCUGAAACAUUGGUAUGUGGAACAACUACAACAAAAGAACCCUAUUCAACUAUUGUGUUUGGCACAACCGCUUAUGGUGAAACAACGACGAUGUUAGACGAAACAACAACAACAGAAAUGACGACAACAGAUGCAACCACAGCAGAUACCACUACAACUGAAUCUGAAACCACAACUGAAGCAUCCGCCACGACCGCAGCAUCAACUACAAAAGAUUCUGAAACCACAACUGAAGCAUCCGCCACGACCGCAGCAUCAACUACAAAAGAUUCUGAAACCACAACUGAAGCAUCCGCCACUACUGCAGCAACAACGACACAGGAAUCGAUCACUACAACAGAGUCAGACUCGGUGACAACUACAGAAGGAUCAGCAACGACAGGCGCAGCUACUACCAAAGAUUCAGUUACGACCACAGAAGGAUCAGUUACUGAUAAGGAAACAACAACAGAAGCCAGUGCAACUACCACGGAAGGAUCUGCUACACAAGCUACUACUGCAGAAGAAACUACUGCUGGAGAAGUUACAGAUGGUGUCUCAAACCCCUCAGUUCAAACUACGCUCGACUUCACAUUCCCAUCAAAUGCUCCUGGUGUUGAUACAACUCUACCAAUCGAAGGAAGUCCUGCUCCAUACGAUGACUGUGCUCCGCCUGUUACAACAGUUACAACAAUGUCACCUGGAACUCUUGGAACAUUGUUCCCUGGCGGAGGAGGUGGAGGUGGUGGAGGUCUUGAUCCUUUCACAUUCCCACCUACUCCAACCGCAAUGCCUGGAGUCACAAGAUCACCUGCAUGUAAAACAACUCCUGUUUUAACAACGACAAUUCCAUUCAAAACAUGUACCAUGAUAGCUGUUUCUACAACAACUCCAAUGAUCAGCUUAACAACAGAAUCAAUGCAGUCGACCACAUCUUCAUCAGAAAUUUCCACAACACUUGACUCCUCAUCAACAACUGGUUCCGUUUCGUCAACCGAAUCUGUAACAUCUGAUUCUUCUGAUUCGACCACGCCAUUAGACGUUUCAUCAUCCCCAUCAGAGUCCACCGAAUCUCAAUCUAGUACUCCAUCAGAUGCUUCAUCGUCAGAAUCUGCAUCCUCAUCUUCUCCGGCGGCUACAACUGAAGAAUCCGGCUCGUCCACUGACGCUGUGUCCAGUUCACCAUCUGGUAGCUCAUCUGAAUCACCAAAUUCAAGCACUGGAGGUUCGGAUUCGUCAUCUUCCGAGUCAGUCACUACUGAGCCAAGUGGAUCUUCAACUGAACCAAGUGGAUCUUCAACUGAACCAAGCGGGUCUUCAACUGAGCCAAGCGGAUCCUCAACUGAACCAAGUGGAUCUUCCGAUUCCAGCUCAUCAGAACUUCCAAAUUCUUCGACGGAUUCAGGUUCCACAUCUGAGCCAAGUAUGUCCUCAGAAGCUCCUGGUGCAUCAUCUUCAGAUUUUCCAUCUUCAACUCCAGAUUCCAGUGUCUCUUCUGAAGAACCAAAUGCUUCAUCUAAUUCUGUUUCCACGGAAACUAGUCCAGGUUCAUCCGACGAAACAACUAUUGGAGUUAUUGAAGAAACUACUACAGAAUACACUUGGUCCACUUGUAACGACUGUUCACAGAUAAAUGUACAAUUGUUCAAUGGAAACCCAUUCGAUGAUGCUUCUUCUGUUUUAAACAGAUAUUCUGCAUCAGGAUGCUACUACGUUCAAUUCUUCUGUAGACCAAUUGAGAUCGGAGACACCACACCAGUCAGCACCAUCCUAUCAGGCGACACAAGCUAUCUAUCAGCUCCAUUGAGUGCUAAUCUUGCUUGCCGUGACAAAAAAUGGGUCCUUCUCAGUUCGACGAGUCCUUUGGCAGCUUCUGUUACAUCUUUGGGAUGUGUUUAUGCAAAUCCAACUACCACUACUAAACGACCAACUACAAUUCCUGGAAUAGAUCCCAACAAUCCCUGCAUGAACUGUACAAAUUUAGUGGUCAGUCAAUCGAUUCAUCCAGAAGGUGUCACUUAUCUAGAUCAUACUCUUGAUAAAUGUUUGUCCGUUGAUGCUCAUUGCUUACCAAUCAAUGGAGGUACACUUGUUGAGUUGAUGUAUAACAACAAAGGAAUCUUGGACAGUGGCUCGACAGUAAACAGAACAUUUACAUGCACCAAAAAUUCAAAAUGGCUGGAUACAACAACUAACAGCAUUGUCAACAAUAUUUCUUGUAUAAUGCCUGAAGUAGCCACAACAACUCCAUUGGUUGCAUCUACCCUUCACGAACUACCAUCGACCGAUGGAGGGCCACCGACCAAAGACUCGUCAUUCAAACCGGUUACCGAACCAAAGACCACACCAGAAGCGGAACCACCGGAAGAAGUCACGACACCAAGUGGAAUUAUGAGCACGACACAAAAUGAUAUGACAACAGUUGAUAGCAUGCCAUCUACUCCUGGAGGUGGAACACUAACUCGUGGACCAGCAACGGGUUCGCCAAUUGAUGAAACCACUGUAGAAGAACUUGAAUCAACCACAACAACUCUUCCUUCAGUUUGUAAUAAUUGUGUGGCACUUGAACCCUUGGCAAAAAAUGCCGCCGGUACUUACAAUGGGAUGUUAGUUCUUUGGCAUUAUAAGCAGAACGGUUGUAAUCGAGUUUCGAUAUCUUGUCAAGCAACAAUGAGUGAAAAUGAUGUAGCGUAUUUGUACUACAAUCCAAAUGGAGAAGUUAUGUCAGGAGUAGGAGAGUUGGCAAUGGAUUUGGUUUGUACGAAUGGAGAGUAUGUUUAUGAAGGGAAACAGAUUUCAACUGUUAGCUGCUUGGCAUCAACUACUGCCGUGGUUCCAAUCACAACACUUCCACCUAUAACAACACCUGCUCCGGGAGAUGAUUGCAGUGGAUGUAACCGAUUACCAGUUGCAAUUCUUAGUUCAUCAUCUGAAUAUACAAAUGGUCUUUUGAAAGCAACAACCUCAUAUUCCAAUUGUAUGUCCGUCCAACUGACUUGCUAUGGAGUUGCCGCCACCGAUCAAGCGUACUUGAUAUAUGCUGAUGCAACACUUGCUACAUCUAGAGCUAAUGCAAACUUAACAUUGACAUGCAAUAAAGCUGGAAUGUGGGUUACUGGAUCACUUCAAACAGUUGAAAGUAUUUCUUGUGGAUAUACAUCGCAAACGACCACAACCACAGCAUUACCAUCAGCUUGUGGAUCAUGCGCGAACAUGCAAUCUGCCAAAGCUCUACUGCAAACGAAUACUUAUGAUGGAAUGAUUGUACUAUACAAUUAUGUUGAUCCAGUCACAAAAUGCAAGAAAGUUGAUAUUUCCUGUCAAGGGACAACUGGUACUGAAGUUGCGUCUCUGAUAUUUGAGCCAAUGGGUACCGUCAGCAAUGGACCUGGAAUUCUUGAAAUCAGUCUGAACUGUUCUUCGGAUGGAACAUGGAGAUACACAGGUUCCGUCAUUAACAGUGUUAGCUGCAUUAUUUCAACUGGUGUUACUGUCACUCCACCAACUACAGUAGUGGUACCAACGACAGCAACAACACUGAAUCCAGCAAUUCCAAUGUGUGCCCAAUGCUCUCGUCUAAAUGCGGAAGCCGUAUCAUCAAUUGACAAUUCACUUCAGAACGGUGUCACUGUAAUGACUCUCUCAACUGUCAACCAAUGCUCGGUCAUUCAAGUAACUUGCUCAGGAAUUACUGCAAAUGAGCGUGUAACUCUUCUUGCUGCCACAACAUCUCUUGUCAGUGGAGUCGGAUCGGUUUCAUUCAAUUUUACAUGCAAUUCUGCAGCAAGUUGGAUGACAGCUGCUGGUACAAUUGUGGAUAGUGUUGCAUGCGGAAGAUAUAAUUUGACAACUUCGACUCCAACUACUACUACCAUAACAUCUACAUCACCCAGAACAACAACAACAACAAUUCCAACUCAAUCACAAUGUUCAAAGUGUGCGAAUAUGUUAGCAAAGGCAUUGAAUCCAAGUGAUGGCUCAUACGACGGAAUGAUUGUCUUGAAUCACCACACAAGUGCGGGAUGCCGAAGAGUUGAUAUUUCAUGCGGGCCGACACUGAAUACUGAAAACGCCACUAUCUUCUUUGGAUCUUCGGUUGUAGCCACUGGACCAGCAGUUCAUUCUUUUUCAAUUGUCUGUGACUCUAAUGCAAACUGGAUUUAUGACAUAACAUCAGUAUCCACCGUUAGUUGUCUGAUCUCAACAGCCUCAAAUGGAGUAACAGCUCCUCCAACUACAAGUACAACAACUGUUAAAGAUGAUACAGCACCUGCAUGUAGUCAGUGUGGAAGAGCACCAAUUGUAUCUGUUGGCACAGGAUCUACUUAUCUCAAUGGGUUUACUACAGUGGUACAGUCAACAGACGCUCAAGGUUGUUCGCUUUUGUUCGUAAAAUGUCAAGGAAUGACGUCCGCGGAUGCAGUGGCUCUUCUCUCGUCGGGAAUGCCAUACUCCAGUGGAUUUGGCUCUACAACUGCAAAUCUGACAUGCAAUGCUGAUUCUCAAUGGAUUGGAAGAACAAGUACUGCUAUCACUUCACUUGCAUGUGGUCAUAAAAAUGCAAUUACAACUCCAUCUAUCAUUACAACUCUUGCUCCCACCGGACAGUGCGGUUCCUGUCCAAACAUGGUUGCUGUUGCGAUGUCAUCGGGAGUAUCGAAUAGUUAUGAUGGAAUGGUAAUCAUGGAUCAUUUUGUGAACCCGGCAACGAAUUGUCGUGCACUCACUGUUACUUGUGGGCCAACAGUUUCUACUGAAAAUGCAACACUCUACUUCAAUUCUGUUCCCAUAUCAACUGGAAUGGCUACUCACACUUUAGAACUUGCAUGUGAUAGCUCUGCAGCAUGGAUCUACAAAACGACUACUGUGAAUAAUGUUGGAUGUUUGAUUUCUACUGGAUCAGGGGCUGUCGCCACUACUGUAUCAACCUUGGCACCGGUCACUAAUCCGUCAACGAAUCUUUGUUCUCAAUGUGCACGUCUGCCAAUUCAAUCAGUGAAUGAUACAGAAUUCCUCAAUGGUUUUACAACAUUAACAACAUCUAUAAAUGCAUUUGGAUGUAUGACUGUUUCAAUGAUGUGUGAAGGUGUUUUGCCAUCUGAUCCUGUAAGCAUUGUCAUUAACGGAAACUACGCUGAAUAUGCUAAUGGCAAUGUCAACUAUACGGAUUUCGCCUGCAACUCGCAAGGACAAUGGACAAGUUCUACAUUUGGAGUUGUGACAUCUGUGAUUUGUCAACGAAGAUCAGAUACUGUGAUUGUAACAACUGCAUUAGCUACCACAACGACUACUUCCAACGGUCUCUGUAAUACUUGUCCAAACAUCGUUCCUCGAUUAAUGGGCACAGGUGCAUCAUACGAUGGAAUGCUUGUCAUUAAUCAUUUCAAGGAUCGUGCGACAGCUUGUAGGAAGGCCGUUAUUGAUUGCAUGGGAACUAUGGAUUAUGAAACUGCAGAGUUGUAUUUAGAUUCAGUGAAGAUCAAUAGUUCAUCUCAAGUUGAAGUAAGCUUGCAAUGUACUAACAAUGCUGUUUGGAUGUACGAAAAUACUCAGUAUUCAACUGCUUCUUGUUUGAUUUCAAACACAACAUCUUCACCAUCAACAGGAAAGAAACGAAAGAAGCGUCAAGCUGGAACUGGAGAGACAGCAUGUCAAUCAUGUGGUGUACUUCCAAUGACUUCACUUCACGCAUUCUAUCCUUACUGGAAUGGAAUAUCGACAAUUUCAAUUGAAGAAGAAAGUACAUGCAUGACAGCUGUAGCAGCAUGUGAAGGUGUAACUAGUUCUGAUACUGUUGCAUGGAUAGCUUCUGGAACAAUUCUUUCGAGUGGAACUGAUAUGAUUAACAUGACAUUCACUUGCAACUCAAUGAGCAAUUGGCAAACAUCUGCUGGAAUUGUCUUUUCAUCUUUAUCAUGUGGGAGACAGUAUGCAACAACUACUGUAGCAACUACAACAGUGACAUCUCUAGCUCAGAAUUGUUCGAAUCUUAUUGCAGCACCACUAACUUCUACAGAACUUGGAGAAAAUGAAUCGAACGGACAAUUGAUCCUUGACCACUACAUCAACAUAACAACAAUGGAACGAAUUGUAACAAUCACAUGCUAUGGAGGAUCAGCAACUGAUAAUACUACUAUUUCAUUCAAUGGAGGAUCGAGAACAAUGAGUGGAACUGGACAAAUUGUAUUGACAAUGACUUGUAGUUCGAGUGGGCAAUGGAUGAGAAAUGGUAUUGGUGUUGAGACAGUUGCUUGUAUUGUUGUGACUCCUCCUGGUUCCACAAUCCCAUUGACAACAACGAUGGCAACAAUUCCAACAACCUCUGCAGGAUCAUCCCCGAAUACGAACUGCGCAAGAAAUGUUAUGUUGACAAUUCCAAGCGGCUACAAUGCUGGUUAUCUUUCGAUGAACACAAUUUCUUCUGAAACAUCUCUUCAAGUUGUCAUGAGUUGUGAAGCUCCAACUGGAAUUUCUGAAUCUCUGCUUCUUAGCUCAACAGGUGCGACUUCAUCAACUGGAACACCAACCACAAAUAUGACUCUGAACUGUAAUUCUGCAUCUCAGUGGGUUGUUUCAUCUGCAAGUGGAACAGGAAUACCUGUCGGAACUGUUAUAACCAGCAUUGCAUGUGUUGUUGCAAUUUCUACUACAACAUUAGUUCCAGCAACAGUUGCAGCAGGAUGUAAAUUGUGCACAAAUCUACCAGCAAUCGGUCUUGAGCCAAAUCAACUUGAUGCAAAUGGAAGAAAUGGUCAAUUCAUCCUUGAUCAUGUUACAACUGCCACUGCAUGCCGAGUCAUUUACUUAUCAUGUGCUGGAAGUUCAGCAUCAGAAAACUCAACGAUUCUAUUCAACGGCGGUGCACAAACAAUGAGCAAUCAAGGAAUCACAUCAACAGUAGUGACAUGUACUGCCGCAUCAACUUGGGAUUGGUACGGUAGUGCAGUUGGCUACGCUUCUUGUAAGGUUGCUGACAGAGCUUUGACAACAACGGCGGCACCAGUUUCGGUCACUACCACUGCUUAUGUCGUACCAGGUGAUACAGGGUUGGCAUGCAGUCGAUCAAGUCUUGUCAAUCCUCUCAUCGAAGGUGAUGCUGGAGCUUAUUUGGUUUUGGAUACAAAGAUUGUCAAUGGUGGAUUGUCAACAACGCUCUCAUGUGCAGCACCAGAUGAUUCAAGUACUGCAGUUCUGACAAACGGAGGUGGAAGUGUUCUGGGUACGUCUGACAACGGGCUCAUCAACAUGACACUAACAUGCAAUUCCAAUGCACAAUGGGUUAUUACUGCUAUCAGUGCUUCAACAUCUGGAACAUCAGCUGCAUUGGGAACAGUUGUAGAUGAUCUAAAAUGUGGUGAAAUCCCAGCUGCGACAACAACAUUAGCAACAACUACGACUGCAAGUACGGCCUGCCAACUUUGUCCAAACAUGCAAGCAAUUGCAUUAACAUCUUCACAAUUGGUUAUAAAUGGAGCUACAAAUGGGCAACUUCUUCUCAGUCAUUCUGUCGAUCAAUCGAGCAAAUGUAGAAUUGUGGUCAUCAAGUGUAGAGGAGAAAAUACAAAUCAAAAUGCGACAAUAUUUUUCAAUUCAAAUGGACAAUCGUUAUCUGCCAUGUAUGGUCAAGUUGCAACUUCAAUGGCAUGCUCCUCAUCCAAUACGUGGCAAAGAAAUGGAAUCGAAAUCGAUGGAGUUGCUUGCAUGAUAACAUCUGUGGUUGGAGCAACAUCAACAUCUCCAGCGCCAAUUACAACUCCUGCUCCUUCAUCAACAACACAAAGUUCUAGUGGACCAUCAGCAAGCUGUAACACCGGAUUCGUGACGGCAGUGUCCACACCUGGAUAUACAAGUGGAUUUAUGACUGUUGACACAACAACUUCUGGAUCAAUAAUGUCUGCGGAUAUCACAUGUGCUUCACCUGUCACAUCGCAAACCGCAGCUCUUCUGGGUUCAAACAAUAAUCAAGUAUCUUCUGGAGUUGGUUCUACAUUCAUGACUCUAACGUGUAAUUCCAACUCACAAUGGGUCACUCCAGAUGGAACAGUGAUAACCUCAUUAAGUUGUGGAACUGUUGCACCAGCAACAACAGCAGCAACUACCACAACACUAGCUCCCGCAGCAACAACAACAUCGACGGCAGCAGCAUCGGAUUGUUCGACUUCAACGUGGAACGCAUGGCAAGAAUGGUCCACGUGUACAGAAACAUGUGGAUCAUGUGGAACACAACAACGGUUCCGAAGUUGCAAUAAACCAGUUGACACGUGUACAUGCUCAGGAUCUGCAUUCGAGAAGGAGUACUGUAACCUGGCCGUUUGCAAAUUUCCACUUGCUUCCUGUUGCUCCGGAUUUACACCUCAAUCAUCGGGCGGAACAUUUGUUUGUCUCGCGUCUUCUUAAUUUUUUGUAUACUAAUUCUUAUUUAUAUGAUGACUGUGGUGGUGAUGAAAGAACAUUGCAUCUGUUAGUUUCUGUGAACCUUUAAACAACAAAGUACUAGACCUCAU